Clarias gariepinus (North African catfish) is the source of this 2923-nucleotide messenger RNA. It is a transcript of the gene tmbim1a, whose product is annotated as transmembrane BAX inhibitor motif containing 1a. Gene Ontology annotation, cellular component: Golgi apparatus; membrane; endoplasmic reticulum. The transcript is spliced from 12 exons. The record is from RefSeq and is a predicted model, not a curated record. Lineage: Eukaryota; Metazoa; Chordata; Actinopteri; Siluriformes; Clariidae. Gene Ontology annotation, biological process: negative regulation of apoptotic signaling pathway. The coding region runs from base 372 to 1391 and encodes 339 amino acids.
GGGUUCACCCUGUUUAUAUAACACACAAAGAUGCCUACACACACACACACACACUUUAUUACAGCUGCCUGUUCAGUGUGUUUGAGAGAAGUCAAGGCAAUUAAGAACUGGUACAAAUAAGGUUAGUGUGAUUCACACACACACACACACACACAGCUGGUUUGGAUGAAAUUCUUGGAAACGUCAUCGCCCUGCGAAACAAGGAAGAGUGUGUGUGUGUGUGUUUGUUUGUUUGAAGCAGGACUUUUACAUUUCCAAUAGCAGUGUGUGUUCGUAAGUUAUUUUCCCUUCGGACACACAAACGCGCGCGCGCGCGGAAGAAGCCGCUCGUGGAGCUCGUGCUGCAGUGUAUCAGAAAUCUCUGAGUCAGCAUGUCCAGAUCAGACUUCCCCCCGGGCUAUGACGAGUCACGGCCGCUUUCAAAUCCCCACGGUGGUGCACCGGCACCCUCCGCACCCCCACCAGCCUACGAUUACUCUCCGUAUGGAGGACAUCCACAGCCUGGACCCUACCCUGGACCUCCCUACUCCCAGCCCUCUGCCCCUUACCCCGGGCAGCCUGGAAUGUACCCCCCGCAGCCAGGACUACCUGGCCAAGGAUACCCAGCACAACCAGGACACCCUGGUCAAGGAUACCCACCGCAGAUGCCACCCAUAAUCCCACCAGUGAUGCCCAUGCCUGACUCAGGUGAUGACGGCUUCACCACAACAGGAGGAUGGGAGAGCGUCGACAUCCGCCAUGCUUUCAUUCGCAAAGUGUACCUGAUCCUCGCAGCUCAGCUCCUCGUCACCGUCGGCAUUGUGGCCGUUUUCACUUUUGUACAACCUGUGAAGAACUUCGUCAUUAAGAAUCCAGCAGUCUACUGGGUUUCAUACGCUGUGUACAUCAUCACACAUCUCGUGCUCGUCUGCUGUAAGGGACCCAGGAGGCGUUUCCCCUGGAACCUUAUUCUGCUCUCUCUUUUCACCCUGGCUUUGUCCUAUAUGACCGGAACGAUAUCGAGUUACUACGAAACCAAGUCUGUGUUCCUGGCGCUGGGUAUCACCGUCCUCGUCUGCAUCGCUGUGACUGUCUUCUGCUUCCAGACGAAGGUGGAUUUCACCAAAUGCGGAGGCCUUUUCUGCGUCCUGGGUAUCGUCGUCUUCGUGACCGGAAUCAUCACCGCAAUCGUCCUGUCGUUCAAAUAUAUCCCGUGGCUUCAUAUGCUGUAUGCUGCUAUCGGAGCGAUCGUGUUCACGUUGUUCCUGGCCUAUCACACGCAGCUUCUCAUCGGGAACAGGAAGCACUCGAUAAGUCCGGAGGAGUACGUCUUCGCCGCUCUCUCCAUCUACGUCGACGUCAUUCAGAUCUUCCUUUUCCUCCUGCAAAUCAUCGGAGCGUCUCAAAGAUAGGGGGCGCCCCAGCGGUCAACCUGGAAGCCUUUGCGUCUGUCAGACUUUCAUGCAAUUACAAUCACGAUGCCUUUACUGAAUAUUUGAAGCAAAAAAAACAGAAAAAAAAUCAGACGUUAGCGGACAUGUUAGCAUGAUUUAAUGGGUUCUUCUAACAUCAGGACGGAAGCACUUGGGAUAAACAGCUGAUUCUUUUGUGCUGAGUUUAGGAUGCUGGUCUACUCCAUAAACACCUUCAUCAUCAUGUUAAGCUGGAAAUCAAUUUUACACACUAUAUAUACAUUAUAUUAUGUUUUGAUAUGAGCUGGAAUUUUAUUUGUAUUAAAAAGUUAUUUAAUGUUGGGUCUAUACAUACAGUAUCUUGUGCAUAUUUAAUCAAUUGGAUUUUUAUUAUUAUUAUUAUAUAAAAGUUUAAAAAAGAUGCUUGAACAAGAUGGAAUGUAUGUUACAAUAAGUUUCAGAUUUUUUUACCCUUAAUAACUCCAAAAAAAAUCUUCUACACGUUACUUUUUAAAACAAGUAAAACAUCUGUAACACCUGUAUAUUAGAUUUUUAUUUGUAACCAGAAUUGAACCCAGAAAAUUAGCUGACGUCCUGAAAUGCAUGAUCUCUUUCCCAGCUACUUUUUUCACUUUAUAGCCGAGUGCAAAAUUUUGUGCACCCACAGAACAAAACAAAUUUGCUUUUUUUUUUUUAGGCAGAAUUUUUUUUUUUUUUUUUUUUUUAAGUAUGGUUAUCACUUACUUUUUCCUGCACAGUGUGAAAUUAGAAUUUUUCUAAUUAAUAAUUUGAAAAUGGAAUACUUUACUUAAAUCCUUUUUUUUUUUAAACAAAGAAAUAAUUUCUGUAUAAUUUUAUCCAACCAUUUAUUUUUGAUAUGUUUAAAGAUGUAUUAUGUUUUAAUUUUUAAUAUCAGUCCUCCGUCAUUGGGAUGGGUGAUACUACAAAAACAACCAGUUUUAGAGGUUAAAAAAAUAGAAAUCUGCUAUAUUCAAAAUAUAACUACAAAAUCUAUAAAUGACUUAUUUAACACUGUAAAUCUUAAUAUAUGCAACUAAAAAGACUCGCAUCAUGCCAUCGUAUUGCCCUGCGCUGUGUCACUAUUACAGCUACCACUGCUUUUGUAGGUGGUAAUACAUGGUGUUUUUUUUGUUUGUUUGUUUGUUUUUGCAUAUUUUUUGGUAAAAAUGAGUGCCAAUAAUUUUGCACCUUCCUAUUAGGAUAUUUGAUUCACUUAUCAAUGACACUAUAUUGAAGUUUGUAAAUAAAAAGAACUUUACAUAUGAUUAGAAAUUAUAGCAUUAUAAUUUUUAAACUUUUUUUUAACCAUUAUUCACUGUAUAUGUUUGACGUAAAUAAAGAUUAUGCAUAACUUUUUGCCUGCAAAAUGCAGCGAGUUUUCAGUUGUUUUGUUUCCAGAUACAAAAUAGGCAAAGAGAUGAGUUUGUGUAAUUUGAAAUAAGAAUAAAUUGUUUGCUACCUGAUGUUAAUUUUAUUAAUAAAUACGUCUGAACUGCAGAUUAAAAAAAAAA